AUGAAAAAGGGAUAUAUGUUUGGUCCAAAAAAGCCAAUAUCUCCAGAAGAUCCAGACUAUAAUACGAAUCCAGACCUCUUUGAUGAGGCCUACUGCAUGGUCUAUGUUUUAGCAGCUGAAAGAAUCAAUUUGACAGAGGAUAAAAUGUUGAACAAGUUAAGAUACAUUCGUGAGAAAGCUAGUACAAAAUGGGGGUUACCUCAGGUCAUUGUCAUGACAAAUGUGGAUCAAGCAUGUCCUUUGGUACAUAAACAAUUACAGAAGAUCUACCUCAGCAAGAAAAUCAGAAGCAAGAUGGAAUGGUGCAGUGGUUCAUUGGGUGUUCCAAUGUCUUACAUCUUUCCAGUGAAGAACUACCAUGAAGAAAUUGAAACCAAUGAUGACAUGGAUGUUCUGAUUUUACAGGCUUUUAAACAAAUUAUGGAGCUUGCCAAUGAUCACUUAGAAAUUUGUUUAAAAAACAGAGCCAACCAGAAUGUGAGAGAGAAACAGCCAAAAUCUGUUAAAUGAUGAUUUAAACAAUCCAUUUGGCAUGGUGAUUAUUUGUAUGACCUAAUGUCUUAAAACACCACUUAUUUUAAAACAUGCAGUUAAUUAAUAUGCAUAAUAAAUUAGCAUAUAUUAUUUUAAAUCAGGGAAAGUUAAUUUGGUAACACUUUACAAUAAGGUUGUAUUUGUUAAAGGUAUAGCGGAAGAUUUUCUUUUUCCGAGUGGAUCAUCUAUAUUAUUGGUCAUCCCAGAUGUCAAUCAUUCUGAUGAUAUGUUAACGUAUAACCGUCGUACGUGCUCGUCCCUAGGUUUGCGUUCUGCACAUCCACACUUCACGUGUAUGUGUGUUGUGCUACGGUUUAAACCAUUCAUUGAAGCUCGCGUUCUCACUGUGUUUUUUUUUUUCAAAAUGUCUGAGGGUCGCAAGAAAAAAAGUGUCUACGAAUUGUAUGACAAGAAGAGAAAGGACUAUGAAGAAAGAAACAAGACCAAAGUGUUUAUGCGUGACUAUUUUUUUACACGCUGGCGUGAGGUAAUAGGACAGGUUGGGCUUCCCACGCGAAGUUUCUACUGGAAAGGUACAUUUUGUCAUGCUAUUUGAAGAAAUCCAUUUAAAAUCACUGCUAGUAAAAGUUGAUGUAAGCUAUGAAUAGCGAUGUCACAAGUCACGAACCGCACAGACAUGGUAAACAUGCCGACAGCAACUUGUAAACAGGGCGAAGAGAAGAACUACCUGCAUGCUCUCUCUCUGUCUCGUGCACGCGUUUAACAGGUGUUCCCUCUCGGGAGGAGGUAGAGUGUUGCGUGUGCAUUUUUUUUUAAAUGUGGAGGGGCGGUUCUUUUAAAUAAUUCGGGAAAAUCUUCCGCUAUACCUUUAACAUUAGUAAAUGCAUUAGUUAACAUGAACUAAAAAUGAACAAUACUUCAUUUAUUAAUCA
This is a messenger RNA of Misgurnus anguillicaudatus (oriental weatherfish), 1427 nucleotides long. NCBI's taxonomy places the organism in Eukaryota, Metazoa, Chordata, Actinopteri, Cypriniformes, Cobitidae. The record is from RefSeq and is a predicted model, not a curated record.